AUGGCAGCACCACCUACCCCACAAGAGGGAGCUUCACAAACACGACCACCACUGUUCAAUGGCAAAUAUUAUGGAUGGUGGAAAAAUCGUAUGAUGGACCAUCUUAUUGGUGAAAACCUUGAUCUAUGGGGAGUAAUUCUAGAUGGCCCAACCAUACCUAUGAAAACCGCAACUGAUGGAAUCACCAAAAUCCCAAAGGAAAGAAAUGAAUGGAAUGCUGAAGACAAGCUUGCAAUCCAAAACAAUGCCAAAGCCAAGAAAAUUUUGAUCUGUGGCAUAGGACCAGACGAAUACAAUCGAAUCUCGUCCUGUCAAGAUGCCAAAGCCAUAUGGGAAACACUACAAACCGCUCAUGAAGGAACAACACAAGUCAAGAAGUCCAAAAUUGAUAACUGGAACAGGCAAUAUGAGCUGUUCAGGAUGGCAGAAGGGGAGACUAUUCAAGACAUGCACACCAGGUUCACCUCCAUCAUCAAUGAGAUGUACUCCUUGGGAGAGAUAGUUCCUAAUGGAAAGGCAGUAAGGAAACUCUUGAGUGUCCUUCCUGAAACUUGGGAAAGUAAAGUCGAUGCUAUCACUGAAGCCCGCGACCUAGACUCACUGGCCAUGGAUGAGUUGAUUGAGCAGAAAAAGGCAAACUUUGAGAAGGGGCAAGACAUCAAGAAUGAUAAGUACAUUCCCACAAACAGAAGAAUGACCAAUCAAGAAGCGGAUCUUUCAACGAGAAGAGCCUUUGCCGCUAUGGGGGACUUAUCUGAAGAAGAAUUUGAGGAUGAAGGGUUCGAAAAUCAGUCACUACUUGCAAUAGAACAAUCAAAUAAAUAUGAUUUUCUUGCACUCAUUGCUGAAACAGAUUCUGGAGAUGAUAAAGAAGAUGAAAAUCAAAUAUUAAAAAUUGACAAGGGCUGGUUCUCUGUGAAUCAGCUUGAGAUUCAUUUGAUCUGGGAGAAUAUGAUGAUUCGACAUUCUUGUGAAGGCCUUGAAUAUGAAGAACUUGAGAAAAAUCAGUCAAAGCAUGGUGUUAUCGAAACAAGUUGA
Messenger RNA from Solanum lycopersicum (tomato), 1038 nucleotides. RefSeq lists its product as uncharacterized. The record is from RefSeq and is a predicted model, not a curated record. NCBI's taxonomy places the organism in Eukaryota, Viridiplantae, Streptophyta, Magnoliopsida, Solanales, Solanaceae.